Messenger RNA from Triticum dicoccoides, 3071 nucleotides. RefSeq lists its product as uncharacterized. Gene Ontology annotation, cellular component: membrane. NCBI's taxonomy places the organism in Eukaryota, Viridiplantae, Streptophyta, Magnoliopsida, Poales, Poaceae. The record is from RefSeq and is a predicted model, not a curated record. Bases 1 to 2931 code for a protein of 976 amino acids. The transcript has a single exon.
AUGGAUACUGCUACUACGCCGGCCGGAAAGGGAAUCACGGCGGCGAAGCAGCAGAAAGAGGACCUUGAGUUCCUGUGGAAGUGGCGCAAGUAUCUGCUGCUGCUUGGCACGCUGGUCGCCAGCGUGACCUACGCGGCCGGGCUCAACCCGCCGGGCGGCGUCAGGUCCGACGAGGUCCCGCCGCUGCCGGCGGCCUACCCGGACCGCGUCGGCGACCCGGUGCUCCUCACCACCAACGAGCGCCGCUACACCGCCUUCUUCUACUGCAACGCCGCCGCCUUCAUCGCGUCCCUGGUCGUCAUCAUGUUCCUGCUCGACCGGCGCAUCAGCGACAACAGCGUCGGCCUCACCGUGCUUCGCUCCGCCAUGCUGCUCGACCUGCUUGCCCUCAUGGCCGCCUUCACUGCCGGGAGCUGCCGCGACGUGGCCGCGUCCGCCUACGUCUCGGCGCUCUUCGCGCUCGUCUUCGCCUGCGUUGCCGUCCACGUCCACGUGCACAAAGCCCGGGAAAAGCAGGCGGCCGCCACAUCCCUCGCGGACAAAGCUCGGGGAGAGCCGGCGGCUGCCACAUCCCCCUCGGACAAAGCCCGGGGAGAGCCGGCGGCCGCCACAUCCCCCAUGGAGAAAGCCGGGGAAAGGCCGGCGGCCGCCACCACAUCCCGCGCGGACAAGUUCCUGCUGCUGCUCGCCACCUUCGCGACGCCGCUGACGUACGGCGCGGGGCUGGUGCCGCCGGGAGGCUUCUGGAGCCAGACCGAGGCUGGGCACCUCGCCGGCGCCCCGCUGCUGCACGACGGGCCCUACAAGAUCCGCUACAACGUCUUCUUCUACGCCAAUGCCAACUCCUUCGUGGCGUCCCUUGCCAUCAUCAUGCUGCUGAUGAGCCGGACGCUGAUGAGCGGCAGCCUCGCCCGGUCGCACGCUCUGCCGGUGUGCGUCCUGGUGGAGCUGCUCGGCCUGAUGGCCGCCUUCGCCGCCGGGAGCUGCAGGAGGAUCGACACCACCGUGUACGUCGUGUGCCUCGCUGGCUUGGUGCUCCUCAGCAUUGUGCUACAGGCGAAGGCCAUGUACACGUUCGAGCAAUGGCGUGCAUACGUGCGCCGCGCGCUCACGUGCGCCAACUUGGAGCUAGAACAAGAGCCGGACACGCCGCCGGGUAAUUCUCGAGGUGACUCCGGCGAGGUCCGUGUGGACAGGACAAGCACCAUCCAAAAUUGGCAGGUAGACAAGGUGGAGGAGUCACGGUCACUUCUACUCCUGCUGGCCACCCUCGCGGCGACGGUGACCUACCAGGCGGGGCUGAGCCCGCCGGGCGGCGUGUGGCCGGACAACCACGACCCGGGGCAUCCGGAUCACAUCCCCGGGAACCCGAUCCUCCUCGACAUGCACCCCAAGAGGUACAAGGUGUUCUACUACUGCAACACGGCGGCGUUCGUGGCGUCGGUGGUCAUCAUCAUCAUCGUCCAGAGCAAGGAGCUGAGCUCGCCCGCCACCAUCAGACGUGCCGCGCUCAAGACAGCCAUGGUACUGAACCUAUUCGGCCUCAUGGGCGCCUACGUCGCCGGGAGCUUCCGGGACGCCCCCACGACCAUCUACGUCUUUUCCCUGGCCGUCGCCGUCUUUGUCUACUCCAUCAUCAAGGUGGUGGCGUACACCCAUGGACAGAGCGGGCGGAUGGAGUGGAUGCACCGCAUGUCGGACAGGCUCGCGAAGCUGCUGCGUCUAUCUGACGGCCAACCCGGGUCCGAGCCCGAGGGCAGUGAAGAAGAUCGCAAAAGGCUCGAGAGGAGGCGCAAGUUCUUGCUGCAGCUUGCCAUCCUCGCCGCUACCGUGACUUACCAAAUCGGUCUGAACCCGCCAGGAGGGUUUUGGCCGGAGAGCAAAGGCGAGGGGUCGCUUAUCGCCGGCGACCCUGUCCUCCUUGACCACUACUCGAUCAGGUACCAGGUGUUCUUCUAUUGCAAUGCGACGGGAUUCAUGGCGUCCAUCACCGUCAUCCUCCUGCUGGUGAACCAGAGGCUGUACGAGCAGGGCAUCCGGAGCAAUGCGCUCCGCGUCUGCGUCAUGGUCGGGCUUCUAGGUCUCAUGGGAGCUUACGCAGCCGGCAGCUGCCGGCAACUGCGGACCUCCAUCUAUGUCUUUGCGCUCGUGGCCGCGGUGGUCACCUUCCUCGUCCUGCAGACCCUACUUUUCGUGUCGGCGGGGAGAGUCAAUUGUUCAAAGUUGCCGCCAUGGCUUCCCGAGCGGCUAAAGCGGUUGUUCGAGCCCCUAGGAUCAUCGCCGUCAUGGCUGUCCACCCGAAACAAAGGUGAUGAUGAACAGUACGCGAAACGCAAGUACCUGAUGCUGCUCGGCAUCCUUGGAGCGAGCGUGACGUACCAGGCGGGUCUCGCGCCUCCUGGCGGCACAUGGGGCGACGACGAUACCGUGUCGUCCCCAUCGCCGUCGCCGCCCCCAUCAGCAAGCCCACCCAACGUCGCCGGCAACCCGAUCCUGCUUCACUCCAACCCGGCACGGUACCAGGCCUUCUUCUACUGCAACGCGACGUCGUUCAUGGCCUCCAUCGUCGUCAUCAUGCUGCUGCUGCUGCAGUACACCGUGAAGAAGCAAUACGCCGUGAAAAAGAGCGCCGCGCCGCUGUGGGCGCUGCAGGCCGCUGUGGUGUUGGACCUGUUCGGCCUGCUAGGCGCCUACACCGCCGGCAGCUGCAGGGACUGGGAGACAUCCGCGUGCGUCAUCGCGCUCGUCGGCGCCGUGGUCGUCUUCAUCACGAUCUAUGCGCUGCUGUCGUUCGAGGACGUGCGAGGGAAGGUAAAGGAGCUCCUGGUGUGCAAGUACUUUUCUAACAUGAUGGAGAAACGGGUGUGGAAGCCCUUGGGAGUUAGCAAUGGUGACGAUGAUCAGUCGGCCGCAAUCGGUAGCAGCGUGUAAUCAAUUGAUUCUUCUUGUUUAUUACAUUCCCUUGAUUUGUUAUUUCUUACUAUUUGUCAGCAUAACAAUGCAGAUGAACCAACAACUUUGUAUGGUUCAUGUUACAUCUAAUGUAGUCCUGAUAAAUAGACAAACCAAAA